Messenger RNA from Nerophis ophidion (straightnose pipefish), 7245 nucleotides. It is a transcript of the gene rock2a, whose product is annotated as rho-associated, coiled-coil containing protein kinase 2a. Gene Ontology annotation, biological process: smooth muscle contraction; Rho protein signal transduction; mitotic cytokinesis. The transcript has 30 exons. The record is from RefSeq and is a predicted model, not a curated record. Bases 2513 to 6430 code for a protein of 1305 amino acids. Lineage: Eukaryota; Metazoa; Chordata; Actinopteri; Syngnathiformes; Syngnathidae. Gene Ontology annotation, cellular component: cytoplasm; cytoskeleton; centrosome. Gene Ontology annotation, molecular function: Rho-dependent protein serine/threonine kinase activity; ATP binding; small GTPase binding.
AAUUUUAGGAUGUGCCAAUCAAGCGGCCAAUGACCAGGAUCAGCCUACUUUCAUGAUAAAGUACGUGAUCGACAUUUUCGAUUAAUACUGUUUAAGAACAGCGAUGCUCAAUGGCUAAUAUUGUAUUUCUUUAGUACCCUUGCUGACCGGCUAGCAGUUAAUUGUGUGUCUCCAAAUACAGUACGGAGAUUCUCCUCAAAGUUAAUAUUAGUCACCUCCAGUAUGGCAUAUAAGCAACAUUUCCCAAUAUUUUAAGUUUAAUUAUCAAGUAUGAAAAAUUAGGUUAAACAUGUUACACACUGGCAGCACGGUGUUACAGGGGUUAGAGCAUGUGCCUCACAAUACGAAGUUCCUGAGUUCAAUCCCGGGCUCGGGAUCUUUCUGUGUGGGGUUUGCAUGUUCUUCCCGUGACUGCCUGGGUUCCCUCUGGUUACUCCGGCUUCCUCCCACCUCCAUAGACAUGAACCUGGGGAUAGAUUAAUUGGCAACACUAAAUUGGUUCAGUGUGUGAAUGUGAGUGUAAAUGUUGUCCGUCUGUCUGUGUUAGCCCUGCAAUGAUAUGGCAACUUGUUCAUGGUGUACCCCGCCUACUGCUCGUAUGCGGCUGGGAUAGGCUCCAGCACCACUCGUGACACUGAAAGGGACAAACGGUUGAAAAUGGAUGGAUAGAUGGAUGUUACACACUAAGAGCAAGCCAGGAGCAGGCAUGCUAAUAACUCGCUUGAAACAACAGAAGAAAAAAAGCACGUAAGGUCUAAGAAGUCUUGUUGUAAUCUUUUUGCAGCAGAAAGUAAGCAACUAUUAACAGGAAGUUAAAAGUAGAUUAUUAAAAGUCUAGAGAUAGGAUAUUUUAUCCACAACUGUUGGUGUGUCAGGUUGUCACCAUUACAGCUAGUAUACAACAUGUAAGAGGGCGGAUCGAUCCAUAAAUUAGUGGUGUCGACACCAAAUGAAGUAUCAGAACAUGAUCAAUACUAGAUUGAUUAGAUCUUUUUUUGCUUCUCAAAACAUAUAUGUUUUUUGUUUUUGUGAAUGUUUAAAAAUUCAGGUAAUAAGUCCAUGAACACAGAAGGACAUAGAGGGGAAAAAGGGAUUUCAAUGAGUAAUAGUAGUGUUUUCUUUGUUUAGUUUUUGGGUAGUACUGACUUUGUUUUGCUCCAACAAAUGUAUGUAAUAAAAAAAAAGUAAGGAGCUAGUUUAAAUAUUGUGCCAAUAGCACUUAUAAAUUAAUUGUAAAAUAUUUAGGUAAUACAUCGCAAUUUGUAUCGGCCGAUCUUACUUAUGGAUAAUUGGUAUUUGAAUCGAAAGCAUGAAUCACUGAUCUCAGCAUCCCUAUUUAUUUUCUUUUACAGCCAUUUUUUUUUUACAAUAUUUUGGCAUCGUCAAUACCGUAUUUUUCUCUUUUUGACCUAUACAUGUUGUUAAAAUAUUGCAGGCUCAUGUAACUGAUGCCAAAGCUAUAAAUAAUAAUAAUGCAUUUGAGAGUGAGCCCUGCUGGCAUUUUCGGAUCUCUCUGCACAAAGUGUUUUACAGUCUUUUUGAAAAAAGUGAGGUUAAAGUUAAAGUUAAAGUACCAAUGAUUGUCACAAAUUUGUCCUCUGCAUUUGACCCAUCCCCUUGAUCACCCCGUGGGAGGUGAGGGGAGCAGUGGGCAGCAGCGGUGCCGCGCCCGGGAAUCAUUUAUGGUGAUUUGUUGCAUUGACGUCAGCGUGUGCCUGACUUACUUAUAUGAGGAUACCCAUGUAAAUGUUUUAGGCCUGCCCUCUCCCCCACUCUGCCUCAGAAGUUAUUUCGCUGUGCGCUGCUUCUGCUAUUUACAACUAUUACAGUGUUUUAAAUAUCUCUUGAGAAUGUUGACAUUUUCAACAGAUAUUAUGAUACUUUUGUAAUAUUUGCUGUUUACUCUAAAUUCCCACACCGGCAACAUGAAUUGGUAGAGCUUGAGAGCGUUAGCCUGCCCUUUGGAAGUCCUGAGAAUUUUCACCCAUAAAGCUUUCUGUGUGGGUAAUCGUGUGGAGCUGCAAUCAAAUGCAAAGGGUUGAAAAUCUAUGAUACAUCCUCUUUCAAGGGGAACUGCACUUUUUUUUGUAAUUUAGCAUAUUGUUCACAAACAUUAUGAAAGACAUGACGCCAGACAGAUUAAAAAAAAUUAAAAAUUCUAAAUAUUAAAUAAAUCUGAUCAAAACUCUGCUUCCAAUGAAGCCCAUAAAAAACAUCCAAACACCUCCAUUAGGGUUUUAUAUACAUGAUCUAAGUAUAUAUGUAAUGUAGUAGCGGACACAUUUUAUUAUAAUAGGUAAUAUUUUCGUAUUUUGACCAUUUAAGUUUUUUGAUCAUUAAUUUCAAAGUGGAUCACAAUGUUUGAUCUAUUUUUUUCUUCAUCACGGAUUUCUGCUCACUGCAGAUUUUAUAAGAGCCAACAAAGAUAAUAAAACAUCACUUACUGUGCAACGUCAGCUGUCAUUAGGAUGCCGUCUGCUAGGAUGUUUAUAUAUUCCUAUUCAGGUGAAGAAUGACUCAUAAUCCUCACGAAGAAAUGGGGUGGGGUGCGGGGGUGAUGAGACAUGCGCUUUUUGUGUCGUUCUCACCACUUUCAGGUCCUAAAUUGGCUGGGAAAGUGUCUCAACUUGUCGGAUUACCUACUCAGACGUCUCAUGUCCAGUUGUGCUGUGCCUUCCAAGAUGAGCACUACCUCUACAUGGUGAUGGAAUAUAUGCCAGGAGGUGACCUGGUCAACCUCACCAGUACCUAUGACGUGCCAGAGAAAUGGGCCAAGUUUUACACAGCAGAAGUGGUGAUGGCACUGCAUGCUAUUCACUCGAUGGGCUUCAUCCACCGCGACGUCAAGCCAGACAACAUGCUGCUGGACGGACACGGACACCUGAAACUUGCAGAUUUCGGCACGUGCAUGAAGAUGGACUCAACCGGUAUGGUGCACUGUGACACAGCAGUUGGAACGCCGGACUACAUUUCUCCUGAAGUGUUAAAAUCCCAAGGAGGCGAUGGCUACUAUGGGAGAGAGUGUGACUGGUGGUCUGUUGGGGUCUUCAUCUUUGAAUUGCUUGUUGGUGACACACCUUUUUAUGCCGACUCUCUGGUGGGAACCUACAGUAAGAUCAUGGACCAUAAAAACUCCUUAAACUUCCCUGAUGAUGUAGAGAUCUCCAAAGAUGCCAAAAAUAUAAUCUGUGCCUUCUUGACUGACAGGGAGGUGCGAUUGGGCCGGAAUGGUGUGGACGAGAUCAAGCGACAUCCAUUUUUCAGGAACGACCAAUGGACCUUUGACACCAUCAGAGAAACGGUUGCACCUGUGGUUCCUGAACUUAGCAGUGACAUAGACACCAGUAAUUUUGAUGAGAUUGAAGAUGACAAAGGUGAUGUAGAGACGUUCCCUACACCCAAGGCUUUUGUUGGAAAUCAGCUGCCUUUUGUUGGUUUCACUUACUUCAAAGAAGACCAGUUGCUAAGUGCUUCCAACAACUCUUCAGUUAUUAUUGACAAUUCCAAGAUAGAGUCUGCAGCACUGGAGAAAAAGCUUCACCAUUUUGAAGUGCAGCUUAAUAAUGAGAAGCAAGCCAAAGAUGAUCUCGAGCACAAAUUCAGAGCUGCCACCAGUCGUCUGGACAAAAUCUCCAAGGAACUUGAAGAAGAGGUGUCCAGCAGGAAGAAUUUGGAGUCCAGCUUGAGGCAAAUGGAAAGGGAAAAGGCUCUUCUGCAGCACAAGAGUUUGGAAGGCCAUCGCAAAGCUGAGAGCGAGGCUGACCGGAAACGGUGUUUGGAAAAUGAAGUCAACAACCUCCGUGACCAGCUGGAUGACCUCAAACGAAGAAAUCAGAAUUCACACAUUUCCAAUGAGAAGAAUAUUCAUCUGCAGAAACAGCUGGAAGAAGCCAACACAUUGCUGCGGGCUGAAUCCGAGUCUGCGACAAGGCUGCGAAAAACUCAGACAGAGAACAGCAAACAGCUGCAGCAGCUGGAGGUCAACGCGCGCGAGAUGCAGGACAAAUGCUGUCUGCUGGAACGCAGCAAGUUAAGCCUGGAGAAAGAAUGCAUCAGCCUACAGGCGGCCUUGGAGACAGAGCGUAGGGAGCACAGCCAGGGCUCAGAGACCAUCAGUGACUUGAUGGGGCGUAUUUCUGGCCUUGAGGAGGAGGUACAACAGCAGAGACGAGCUCUUUCCAAAGUACAGACAGAGAAGAGACAUCUUCAGGAGAAGCUCACUGACCUGGAGAAAGAGAAGAGCAACAAGGAGAUCGAUUUAACUUACAAGCUCAAGGUGCUGCAGCAGGAGCUGGAUCAGCAGGAGAGUUCUCACAAAGCCACCAGGGCACUGCUGGCUGACAAGAGCAAGUUAAAAGUAACCAUUGAAGGUGCCAAAUCAGAAUCCAUAAAAGACAUGGAACAGAAGCUGGCAGAGGAACGAACAGCCAAACUGCGACUGGAGAACAGAAUACUGGAACUGGAGAAGCACAGCAGCAUGAUGGACUGUGACUAUAAACAAGCUCUUCAAAAGCUGGAUGAAUUGCGCAGACACAAAGACCACCUCACAGAGGAGGUGAAGAAUCUGACGCUGAAGAUUGAGCAGGAGACACAGAAACGUAACCUGACUCAGAACGACUUGAAGGCCCAGAACCAACAACUCAACUCUCUGCGAUCAUCCGAAAAACAGCUUAAGCAAGAAACUAAUCACCUACUGGACAUUAAAUGCAGCUUAGAAAAACAGAACCAGGAGCUACGCAAAGAAAGACAAGACACAGACGGGCAAAUGAGGGAAUUACAAGACCAAUUAGAAGCUGAACAGUAUUUUUCUACACUGUACAAGACCCAGGUUCGGGAACUAAAAGAGGAAUGUGAGGAGAGGAACAAACUCUUCAAAGAAGUGCAACAGUCUGCACAGGAACUACAGGAAGAAAGAGAUUCUCUGGCGGCCCAGCUGGAAAUCACGCUGACUAAAGCUGACUCAGAGCAGCUGGCACGCUCUAUUGCUGAGGAACAGUACUCAGACCUUGAGAAGGAAAAAAUCAUGAAGGAACUGGAGCUGAAGGAGAUGAUGGCCCGUCAUCGUCAGGAAUUGUCAGAGAAGGACAUCACUAUCAAUUUAUUGGAGGAAGCCAAUAGAACUCUCACCAGCGAUGUUGCCAACCUAGCCAAUGAGAAGGAAGAGCUGAACAAUAAGAUGAAGGAGAUCCUGGAUGAAACAGAGAGGUCAAAUAAUUGGGAGCAGCAGAUCAAUCAGAUGAAGAACACAUUUGAAAAGCAGCUGCAGUCUGAGAGGACGCUAAAAACUCAGGCCGUCAACAAGCUGGCAGAAAUUAUGAACAGGAAGGAGGUCCGUGGUGGAAGUAGUCGCCGUGGCAAUGACACAGACAUGCGCCGAAAGGAGAAGGAGAACAGAAAGCUCCAGCUGGAGCUGAGGUCAGAGAAGGAAAAGCUCAACAGCACCAUCAUCAAAUAUCAACGAGAGAUCAACGAAAUGCAGGCGCAAUGGGCAGAUGAGAGUCAGAUGCGAAUUGAACUGCAGAUGGCUCUAGACAGUAAAGACAGCGACAUCGAACAGUUGCGCAAUCUGCUGCAGUCACUCAGCGUUCAGUCAAUGGACUCUGCCAGCAUCAGUAGUGGACCAGAGUUUGAUGCUGACGAUGCGUUUACAGAAACAAGGCUUGAAGGAUGGUUAUCCCUCCCUGUACGAAACAACACCAAGAAGUUUGGAUGGGAAAGAAAGUAUGUUGUAGUGAGCAGCAAGAAGAUUCUCUUCUACAAGAGUGAACAAGAGAAAGAGCAGUCCAUUCCUUAUAUGGUCCUUGAUAUAGACAAACUCUUCCACGUGAGGCCUGUCACCCAAACAGAUGUUUACCGCGCUGAUGCCAAAGAAAUUCCAAGAAUAUUCCAGAUUCUUUAUGCCAACGAAGGCGAGAGCAAAAAGGAGCCUGAGUUUCCUGUGGAGCCUCUACCAAUUGGGGAGAAAUCCAGCUACAUCUGCCACAAAGGUCACGAGUUCAUACCCACACUCUACCACUUUCCUACCAACUGUGAAGCGUGCACCAAACCGUUGUGGAACAUGUUCAAGCCGCCACCGGCUCUAGAGUGUCGGCGCUGUCACAUCAAGUGCCACAAGGAUCAUAUGGACAAAAAAGAAGAGAUCAUAGCUCCAUGCAAAGUAAACUAUGAUGUGUCCACGGCUAAGAACCUGCUGCUGCUGGCCACGUCCCAGGAAAUGCAGCAGAAGUGGGUGAGCCGCCUGGUCAAGAAAAUCCCCAAAAAGCCACCAACACCUGAGAACUUUGCACGCUCCUCGCCACGCGCUUCCAUGAAAGUCCAGCCCAGUCAGUCUAUCAGGAGGUCAAGUCGACCGCUGCCCACCAGCAAGAGCAGGUCAAAUGGCUUUAAAUUGAUGCAAGAAGACUACAGCAGUGGACUUUGGUACAACUAGCCUUGUGCAGAAGGACGGUAGUGCAUCCUGAAGAGGUUUCCUCUUAAAUGGAAAACUGUAUCCUAAGCACACUGAACUUCACUUCCCCACCAAUCCCGCUUCAAAGCCACCACUUCUUUUCCAGAUCAACUUCAUGCAACUCUAAUGGAAAACAAAACAAGCCUUUGAAAAGAACAUUAAAUGUCUGACAGGUAGGGGGCGCUCACACAGAACAAUGAAGGAUCACCACAUACCUCAAGCCGCCAUUGAAGGACCCAAUACCAAAAUUCUGUCAUCUCAUGUUUUCUUUAUUGGGAACUAAAAGUACAACUAUUUAGUCAAGUGAUGUGAAAAAAGGCACACAAAACUCUGUAAUUCGUCGGUUUAUUCCUUGAUCAGUCACCGGUGAACAGAAUCCCCACCAGCCCCACCCUGCACCGUCAGUUUUGUUGUUUACUGAAUUUAAGGAAUGCAAACUUAAUGCUUUCCUUAUCUAAGCUCAGCUCCUGUUGUCGUUUGAAUGUAAAAAAUCUGGGACGUACCAGAAAAGAGACACAAGCAUUGUAUUCCUUCGAUCCAAAUAUACUUGACUGAAGCCCUCUUGUUAUCACAAAUGACUGAAAUACCUUGCAUGGAAACUUUUUUUUUUUUUUUUUAGUCACGCACUUAAAACAUUGUUGACGCAUGAAGAUGUGUAGUUUUGUGUCACUCGACUAUGAAAAGAAGGGAAAUGUACCAAUGAGCAGAUCGUAAUCCAAACAACGUACUGAGUGGCACUAUUCCAUUGAAAACUUUUUUGGUUGUGAUAUUUUUGUAUUAAAAGUAACCAGACGCUA